Messenger RNA from Lagopus leucura (white-tailed ptarmigan), 1774 nucleotides. RefSeq names its product SUN domain-containing protein 3-like. Bases 1137 to 1715 code for a protein of 192 amino acids. Gene Ontology annotation, cellular component: nuclear envelope; meiotic nuclear membrane microtubule tethering complex. NCBI's taxonomy places the organism in Eukaryota, Metazoa, Chordata, Aves, Galliformes, Phasianidae. Gene Ontology annotation, biological process: nuclear envelope organization. The record is from RefSeq and is a predicted model, not a curated record. The transcript has 5 exons. Gene Ontology annotation, molecular function: protein-membrane adaptor activity.
GAUGGGACGCAACAGGCAGCGUCAGGAUGCUCCCCUCUGUCCUCCUUCCAAGCUUAUCCCUACGCGAGGACGAGGGGGAGAAGCAGGGACUGACGUGGGUGCUCUGUUCAGCUCAGCGCUUCAGCUUAAGAACCAACAUGCAAGUUUAGCAAAAGGAACCCGUGAGCGACAGCUCCAGAACUGUCACUGCAGCUUCAAGGGGAGAGCAGCCUCGCUCCUCCUCAACAACUCUGCGUGGGGACACAAAGGAAUGCUUCCACCUCUGCAGAAAGGGAGGAAGGAAGACCUGGGGAACCAGUGGCCGGUGAGCCUCAGCUCUGCACCUGGGAAGAUGGCGGAGCAGAUCCUCCUUGAAGCUGCGUCACGGCACGUGAGGGACCGAGCGGUGACCCAAGAGCCAGCGCAGCUGCGCUGAGGGCAGAGCGGAGCAACCUGGUGGCUUCUGAUGAUGGAGGAUGGGGGAAGGUGGAUGUCAUCGACCUGCACUUCUGCAGAGCCUUUGGCAUGGUUCCUCACCACGUCCUGCUCUCUUACCUGGAGAGGCAUGGAUUUGAAGGAUGAGUGGGGGAAGGGAAGAGGCUGGGGGAGAAGGAAGGGCACAACCCCCCAGGACGCUUCACCUCACGGCUCUGGAGCUGUGAGCUGCGGGGUGAGCAGUGCUGAGCAAGACUCGCUUUGCCUUUGCCUCCAGGAACUCACCGCUUUGGCUGGAGAAGAGGCAGGAGCUGAAUGUGAAAAGCACUCAGCUGUCGGCCACCAAGGACCUGAUUCUGCAGUCCAUGUUUGAUGUCCUCCGGGAGAACGGGAUCCAUGGAGUGAAGAGAAAGGAAAUUCUGCAGCUGACACAGCGCGCCAUUGAGAAGAGCGUGGAGAACGGCACCUGGAUGCCCAACUGGGCUCUGGAAACCAUGGGUGCCACUGUGGAUUUGGAGAGGACAUCCAAGAGUUAUGAUGGCUGGAAGAACCACUGGCUUUCUCCCUCCCGAAACGCUGCUGCAGUCACGGCAGGGGAAACGGUGCCUGUGGGUUCCCUGCCUCGCCUUCUGGCUGCAGCAAUUCCCUUGGCCCAGCUGCGCUGCUCAGCCCACACUUCCCCACAUCACUGACACCAGCUCGGGAGGGCGAUGGGCUGACAGAUGCCGGAGGGCUGCGCUGCCGGCUCUGGGCAAGCACAGAAGGCGACUGACUGCAGAGCCGUCGUCCAGACCUUUGCAUGUCCCCUCCUGUCCCUUGACUGCUGUUCCAUUACGAGGAGAGCGGCAGCCACAGAGAAGGCGAGCUCUGUGCUCCUUGCCAACAGCCAGCCCUGGGGCUGUGCCUCGCCGCUCACAGACCGCUCCUCGUUUCAGCCCCAUAUUUCUCCUGGAAACUGCUGGGCUUUCCGAGGAUCCCGGGGCCACGCGCUUAUCUGGCUGCCGAAGAAAAUCCAGCCCACAGCUCUCACCGUGUGGCACGUCUCCAAGGCGGUCUCUCCCUCCGGGGAAGUCAGUAGCGCUCCCAAAGAGUUUGCUGUCUUGGGAGUGGAUGAGGCCGACGGUGAAACUCUCCUGGGGCUUUUUGUUUAUGACUUGGACGGAGAGAUCGCCCAGACCUUCCACGUGCAGCAGGAGGAGCCCCGCAAAGCCUUCAGCCGUGUCAAGCUGGAGGUGUGGAGCAACUGGGGAAACACGGAGCACACCUGCGUGUACAGGGUGGAAAUCCACGGCGAUCCGUAACAGGCAGCGGAGAUCAUUAGAUGGCAGUAAUUAAAGUAAAACGUUGAUGAUUUUCUGCC